UCUUUGUCCCUAUCUUUUACUGUCAAUGGUCUUUGCCAGACUUACUUAGAUAAAGUUAAGUUUCUGGUACAUGUUAGUGAUAAGAUCGUGGGGCAUAAGAAGACACAGGAUCUAAGCCUUUCGGUGAAAGAUGAAGGAGGACUCCAAACUGAAAGUUUGAUGACUGGUCUGGAAUCUUAUUAGUCUGAAAGGUUUGGUCGAGACUUACCUCGAUCGUUUGCAACGGGCCAAUGGAGGUGUCACACUCAAUCCGGGAGCGCACAAUCGCAGAGAACAGUCUGGUUGUCCUCCUGCAGGGUCUGCAAGGCCAGGUGACCACAGUGGACCUGCGGGAUGAGAGCAAAGCCAGAGGCCGCGUGGUCAACGUGGACGCCUUCAUGAACGUGCGUUUGGAAGAGGUGCUCUACCAGGACCGCAAGGGACGUCUCACCAAGCUGGCGGACCUGUUCGUCACCGGCCGCAACGUGCGCUACGUGCACAUUCCUGAUCACAUGGACAUUGUGGAGACCAUCAAAACCCAGCUGGCCAAGAUUCACAGAGUUCGGGAUUUCUCCGGGAAACAGGGAGGCAGGAAGGAGUACCCAACCAAGAAAGGGAAAAAAUGACAGUGCCUUUAUAAAGCAGUGCCUUUAUGGACAGGUCCUGGCAUACUGGCAAUAUAGCUUUGGUAUGGAACAGUGAAAAACCUUUGGAAGAACAGGUCCCAGGCCCUCAUGUCAUGGUUCUUACUUGGGCCCCUUUUAUGUCAGGCCUGAAUCCUCAACAAAUUGUUUCAGAUUCAGUGUGGCCUUUGAGCACCCCUGAGUUUCUCAUGGCCACAGAGAACCUUUAUUUAGCCACAUGGAUGGUUUGUUUUGUGUUAGUUUACUCAGAUGUAAAGUAUUCAGAGUUUGCUCUAAACAAGAAGAUUUUAUGUGUGCAGUUAGAGAUAAUUACGUUAUAUGAGAACAUUACAUUGAAGAUCUUUUGGUUUUGGUUUCUUCUCUUGGCGAGUCAAGGUUAUAAGCCCCAACGAUUAGGCUAUGAAUAGCCACAAUUGCAAUAUAAUGUAGAUCCUUUUGCUAAAGAAGAAAAAAUGCAUGGUGUCACCUUAAAGAGGUGCUCAGAUAAAGAGACACACAAUAAAUAAAACUCUUGCAAGAAUAAGAAUAUAAUUAAUUAAUUACAUAAUCACCUUUUUAAGUUAUUUGUGUUGGUGAAAAUGACAGUGUUUUAUUCUGUGUGGUAGCACUAUAAGGUGACUAUAGGGUCCAAACCACUGGAGUUUUGUUUGUAUGUUAAAAUGCAAAAAGUAAGUGGUAGGUCUCUCAUGCCUGUUACUGUUAUGGUAUCAAUGUACUAUGCUGCAGUAGACGUUCCUUCUCAGAAGACUAAACACUUAUUUACGUUACAUAAGUACAGGAAAUAAGAGGUUGUAUUUUUUGGUAUUCAAGAGAAUGCUGAUAUUGACAUCGGAGAUGUUAGGCAUAAAAACCUUUAACAUCAAUGGUGUCAUGACUUGCAUUGCAAUAAUAUAUCAGUAUUUAAAAAAAAAAGAGUGGUGAUAUGGGUGAAAUGUCAUUGUCGUUUUAGCACAUCCAUCAAAAUAUAAAAUAUGUAGGUGUAGUAAGCAAUAUCAGAAUGCAGUUUGAAUUAGGCCAAAUGAUAAGUGUAUUGUGAAGUGUACAUUUUUCUUAAUGGAGAAGCCACAACUGAGAUGUCAUCUUCUCCAUUCAUCUAGUAGUAGUAGAUCUUCACAUUGCUGAUGGUUUUUCCAUUAGAGCUAUUAGCUACUACAUAAGAGUGGGGAAAGGCCAGGCCAGUCAUCGCUGGCGCAGGCAUACUUGAGAGUGUCGUAUUAAAGCUUGUUUUUCGGUAAUGCGUUUGUCUAGUAUAUCAGCUCCAAGAUAGCUCCAGCUUGUUUCUCUCAAUUCUUUAAGGUGGCUUCUUGCAUGGUCUUGGUUUGCCUUUUAGCUCAACAAACAAACUAUCUGUCUUUCCUCUGGAUCCUGUUAUACAAUAUGGAAGUUUAUCUAACAUUACAUGAAAACAAGCCAUUCUUGUCAUGUACACAAAUGCAUCCAGAGAGGGUCUAGUAGUGUAUACAGUAAUGUAAAUAUUAGCCAUAGUAAUGUUUAACAGUGUUGAAUGAGGAUAUGCUGUAAAUUAAGUCAAGGGUAGAGUUCCAUGUCAAU
Molecule: messenger RNA, 2174 nt
Organism: Sardina pilchardus (European sardine)
Lineage: Eukaryota; Metazoa; Chordata; Actinopteri; Clupeiformes; Clupeidae
Gene: lsm10
Product: LSM10, U7 small nuclear RNA associated
Exons: 2
Coding region: 231-605 (124 amino acids)
Biological process (GO): mRNA 3'-end processing by stem-loop binding and cleavage
Cellular component (GO): cytoplasmic U snRNP body; nuclear body
Molecular function (GO): histone pre-mRNA DCP binding; U7 snRNA binding
Source: RefSeq, a predicted model, not a curated record